This is a messenger RNA of Myxocyprinus asiaticus (Chinese sucker), 3655 nucleotides long. Its product is annotated as zinc finger protein 585B-like. The transcript is spliced from 7 exons. The record is from RefSeq and is a predicted model, not a curated record. The coding region runs from base 55 to 3225 and encodes 1056 amino acids. Gene Ontology annotation, molecular function: DNA-binding transcription factor activity, RNA polymerase II-specific; RNA polymerase II cis-regulatory region sequence-specific DNA binding. Gene Ontology annotation, cellular component: nucleus. Gene Ontology annotation, biological process: regulation of transcription by RNA polymerase II. Lineage: Eukaryota; Metazoa; Chordata; Actinopteri; Cypriniformes; Catostomidae.
UCAUACAUCCAUCAAAAAAUCUUUGUUUGUGUUCCACAGAAGAAAGAAAGUCUUAUGAGAUUAAGAUGGCAUAAGGCCAUGGAGUCUUCUUCAGUGUACAUGUGUUUCCCCUGUUAUCAGGAGUUUCCCACGCUAGAGGAAGUGCUUGCGCAUCAGAUUAACUGCACUGCGGAGAAUCCCCAUCUCGUGAACAAUGAGACACCCAUUGAGGCGGCCGCUGCCGCUGCUGGCCUGCCACAGGUGGCAAUGCAGUCUGUGUCAGUUCCUCAGACCCAGACAACUAUGAAUUUGUCUUCUAUGCUAGGACAGAAGAAAGCUCUUCAAGGUGAUGCUCCACGCGUUCUGUACCAGUGUGCUGACUGUGAGGUUCUCUUUGAUGCUCUGUCGCUGUGGCAGCAGCACCGCAAGACGGGCUGUUGCCUUGAGACAGGGCCAGGACCUGGAGGAGACCAGGGAGAGAGCCAUGAAACGGAUGGUAAAGUAGCCCAAACAGUUUUUAGUCAACCAGAAGAUCAGGAACCUGAGCAGGAACAGCACGCACACCGACAGAUAGAGGUGAAUGAAGAGAGAGGAUUGCCUGAAGUAAAAAUGGAGAACACUUCUCAAGAAAAUGUGGCAAGAGAUGAGGUUUCUGAAAAAACAGUGACACCUGAGACCUUUCAGCAGGACUUACAGAGUGAACCUCCAGAGGCCCCAGUCGAUCAGGCUACAUCCGUGGAGCCCACAGCUGUAGAGAACAGCCCUGCGACAAGGCGUAGGGGACAGAAGAAGGUUAAGCCCCCAUCCAGCCUGCUGUGUGUGGAGUGUGGACAGAGCUUCAGCGCGGUUCCAGAGCUCGUGACUCACCGCAAGAUUCAGCAUGGCUUGAAGGAUGCCAUACACCGCUGCACAGUAUGCGGAGAGGGCUUUCUCAACACCACACUCUUCCUCUAUCACCGCAGGCAGCACCGCAAAGAGGUGGAAGGUGAACCCAAGCAGGCCCCACUUGAAAUCCAACAGUUCUCCACAGCUGUGCUUGAGGCCCCAGGUGAGGGACUCUUGCUUUUAGCCACGGCAGGGGAAGGCCAGAGUCUAAUGGAGGUGACCACUCUGGAACAGACAAUAACCGAGACCCCUGUAGCACACGUGGAGGUAGAGCUGCACAGUAAUGAAAUGAGAGGAGAGGAUGCUCUGCAGAAUGACCAAGAACAUGCAAUAGAGGGCACUGUGAGCAUGGAGAAUAGUGAGAUCCUGGUGGACAACAUUGUGGAGAUGGUGGAAGAAAGGACUGGAGUAAAUGAGGAAGAAAGAGUGGAGAUGAUCACUUGUAAUAUAGAAGGAGAGCAAAGUGAAGACGUGGAGACCGAGAAAGCUGUCAUUUCAGAGAAUCAAGGAGAGGUGGAAAGUAACUCUGCAGAGGAACCUGUUACAGCGUCCUCCUCAGGCACUGAAGGACAGAGUUUUCUCUGCCAUCAGUGUGGAUCCUGUUUCCCCAUAGAGCAGGAGUUGGCAAAGCACCGCAGUACCAAGCAUGGCCUGGAGGCGGCAUUGCACACCUGCACAGAAUGUGGGGCUGAGUUUAUGAGUACCACACAGUUCCUGUACCAUCGCCGAGAGCAUCGUCAGAAUGGACCUGCAGGACAAACACCUUCUGCUGAGGAGAAACUUAGGCUCUUCCCUGCUUCAGCUCUCACCUCCAUUGUUAAAUGCAGAGACGACAUGCCCCUCAGACAACCAGCAGACGCCACCCUCGAGGCCCCUGCUAAGCUGAGCCGGGACUGGUCGCGCACUGCCCUGCCUCACGAAUGCCCGCAUUGUGGAAAGGGCUUUACACGGCGCAGCCUAUUGCGUGAGCAUGUGUUCCAGCACACGGGCGAGAAACUCUUUAACUGUAAAGUCUGCAAGAAGAGCUUCCCCUCUCCAGCCAGUCUGCUGCGUCACCAACUGACUCAUGGGGGAUCCCGCUUGUUCAGUUGCCCCUUCUGUGAUAAGCGCUUCUUCCAGGCUACCUCACUCAAACGCCAUAUGCUGAUUCACCAGACGGGGGAAACCCAGCAAAGAAGGAUCAGAGGCAGAGGAAAAGGGAGGACACUAUCCCCAAAUGAUGGGCGUGUGCACAUCUGCCCAGAGUGCCCAGCCAGCUUCAAGUUUGAGUCCCAGCUGCAGAGUCACAGACUCCUACACACCAGCCAUCCUUUCCCUUGCAAUGUGUGUGGGGAGGCGUUUAUACGUCGCAAGGACCUGGACCUCCACUAUCUCAUCCACCAAGAUAAAGAACCAAAGACAUGUCCUAACUGCGACUCUCAGUUCCUGAAUCAGACAGUGUUGGACACACACCUGCAGCGCUGCACCGGGGAGGUGUCGGUGCGCCGCAGAUAUAAAGGUCAGGGACGAGGGAAGGUGGGAGGUCAGCUGGAGUGUGAUAUGUGUGGUCACCGCUGUGUCACUCAGGAUGGUCUCGACCUGCACCGUCUCUCCCACACGGGUCAGACGCCACUGCGGUGCCCACUCGCCCCGUGCAGACGGCGCUUCGCCUCCAACUCUGCAUUAGGGGAGCACCUGUUGGCACACUGCCGUGGAGCACUGGGCAAAAAAACCGCCCCACGACGCUUCAAAUGCGAGUACUGUGGGAAGGAGUUUGCCUACCCGUCUACCUUCAGUGUUCACAUGAGAACGCACACCAACGAUCGACCAUUCGAGUGCUCUCAUUGUGGGAAGCGUUUCCGGCAGCUUCCACAUCUACAGGACCACGAGCGUAUUCAUAGCGGUGAACGGCCGUUCACGUGCUGGGUGUGCGGUAAAAGCUUCAGCGUAGCAGCUAGACUAACGGAACAUGCCCGUGUGCACAGUGGCGAGCGGCCGUACGUCUGCCCUCGUUGUCCCACCGCCUUCCGUUCCCGACCCAACCUCGACAAACACAUGCGUCUCCAUGCUGAUGACCCCGUAGACCCCGCUGCACAGAGCAUGCUGGACGAUGAUGCGGCUGUACAAACCAUCCUCCUAGUACAAGAGUCUGCCUCAUCCUCACCAUCCUCUUCCUCAUCUGCCAUGCCUGUGGUCCAGGAGGGCAUGUUUGUGGCAGAGGAAGGCGGCUCAUCUGUGGUCUUCCUUCAUCACAACCUGAGCAUGCCCACCAUCACUGUGCCAACCAUCUCAGUGCCCUCUGGGACUGUUCCAAACAUCUCUGUAGUGGCAGGCCAAGAUGUGCCUCACACUAUUGAAGUUAUUUUAGAGGAGACUGUGUAAAGAAACAAAGAGAAGCAUAAUCAGAUUAAUUCAACGGGUAGGUGAAGAGGGUUAUGAACAGGACAUCAAUUGAUUCUAUUAAUUGAUAUUCCUUUUUAGAAGUAAAGACUGAUUCAGCAGCAUGUAAAAAAAUAGCAGGUCAGGAGUAUUUGUGUGUUUGUUUGAGACACCUCUUUAUGAGCAGGAUAUAUUUUUGCUUUUGCAAUGUAGAAAAACAAUGACUCAGCAACUUUAUCCAGGAGAAAACAAAAACAAAAAAAAUAAGGGUCUUUUUUUUUUUUUUUUUUUUUUUACAUUCAGAUUUGCCGCUGUAAUUAUUCUUUAAUUUUAUCGUUUGAUUUUUGAGUGUUUUAUCUGCCUUAUACAAAACAUGGCCCAUCAUUUGUAGUGUUUAAUUUUAAUAAAAAGCUUGUGCUUGUGAGGUUUCUGA